Molecule: messenger RNA, 963 nt
Organism: Pterocles gutturalis (yellow-throated sandgrouse)
Lineage: Eukaryota; Metazoa; Chordata; Aves; Pterocliformes; Pteroclidae
Product: succinate receptor 1-like
Biological process (GO): G protein-coupled receptor signaling pathway
Cellular component (GO): plasma membrane
Molecular function (GO): G protein-coupled receptor activity
Source: RefSeq, a predicted model, not a curated record
GCUGUGAACGAGAGUGACGACUGUUUGUUGGUGACCAGAGCCCUGGAAAAGUAUUAUCUCUCCAGCAUGUACAGCCUCGAGUUCAUUUUAGGCUUCAUCGGAAACACCAUUGCUGUCUUCGGCUAUAUAUUCUGCCUGAAAAACUGGAAAAGCGGCAACAUCUACCUGUUCAAUUUGUCACUGUCAGAUUUAUUAUUUCUGUGCAAUAUCGAAAUCCUCGUGAGCAGUUACUCCAGACAACAAUGGGCGAAGGACAGCGUCCUGUGCCACAGCAACCGGUUCCUGCUGCAUGCAAACCUCUACAGCAGCAUCCUCUUCCUCACCGCUAUCAGCAUCGACCGAUACAUGCUCAUAAAGUUCCCUUUCAGAGAGCACUUUCUGCAGAAGAGGAAAUCAGCCCUUGUCGUAUCUGUGGCCAUAUGGAUCGGGGUGAUACUGGAGCUGCUCCCGCUGAUGUAUUUCCUGGAGCCUGCAACGGCCGCCAAUAAUUACAAGUGUCUGGAUUACGCCAGCUCCGGUGACGCCGUGAAAAGCCUCAUCUACAGCGUGCUCCUGACCGUCUUUGGGUUCCUCAUCCCCCUCGUGACCAUGUGCUGCUUCUACGUGAAGAUGGUUCUUUUCCUCAAGAGCAGGAGCGAGCAGCUCAGCUCCGCCCUGGCCCUGGAGAAGCCCCUCGCGCUGGUCGUCCUCGCCAUGGUGAUCUUCUCCGUGCUCUUCACUCCCUACCACGUCAUGCGCAACGUCCGCCUGGCUUCCCGCAUCGCAGCCUUGAACGUGUCCGCGUGCGCGCAGGAUGUCAUCAACACCAUCUACAUCAUCACGAGACCCAUUGCCUUCCUGAACAGUGCCAUUAACCCCGUUUUUUAUUUCCUAAUGGGAGACCACUUCAGAGAGAUGCUGAUGGCGAAAAUAAGGCAGCUCUGGAGCAGGUUGACAACGACCAACCGGCAAAUGACCGAAUGA